Messenger RNA from Lepisosteus oculatus (spotted gar), 1206 nucleotides. NCBI's taxonomy places the organism in Eukaryota, Metazoa, Chordata, Actinopteri, Semionotiformes, Lepisosteidae. The record is from RefSeq and is a predicted model, not a curated record.
AGGGCAGCAGUACCCCAGAGCCCUGUGAGGAGGGCACUUACAGCCCCAGACUGGCCCUGCGCCAGGGCUCAGAGUGCACCCCCUGUGGUGGAGGCAGGUACUGCACUGGCGUGGCUCAGACUGAACCCACAGGUCUGUGCAAAGAGGGAUUCUACUGUAAGGAAAGAGCCCGAUCUGCAACUCCUGCCGAUGGGCAGACAGGAGGACUGUGCCCGGUGGGCAGUUUCUGCCCUGCUGGAUCGGCUGCCCCCUCUCCGUGCCCUACUGGCACCUUCAGCAACAGCACAGGCCUGCAAAGCCCCGGGCAGUGUGCAGUCUGCCCUCCCGGCACGCACUGCUCCGGGUCCAAUAACACCUCCCCUGCUGGCCCCUGUGCACCUGGGUACUUCUGCACGGGUGGGUCCUCCUCUUCUUACCAGCACGAGGCACAGGAGGGGCACUACACACUGUUGGGGGCCGUCAGAGCUGAGCCCUGCCCUCUGGGCACCUUCCAGCCAGACAGGGCGCAGUCCACCUGUCUGCCUUGCUUGCAAGGACACUUCUGUAAUCAGACUGGCGCAGUCCAGCCGACGCAGUGUCCCCCAGGACACUACUGCCCUCCUGGGGCUGUCCUGCCCUCCUCCUGUCCAGUGGGGUCCUAUUCUGCCCAGGGUGGGGCUGAGGAUGUCGGACACUGCAGCCCAUGUGACCCAGGGAUGUUCUGCGGCUCCUCUGGGCUGUCUGCUCCACAGGGGGUUUGUGCCCCUGGCUUCUACUGUGCUGGCGGGGCCACCACAGCCACCCCGGCACCCCCGGGCACACCCCUGUCCUCCUGGCACAUGGAGCAACGCGGUGGGAGCGCACAAUGAGAGCUCCUGCUGGCCGUGCCCUGCGGGGUUCUUCUGCAAUGGCACAGGCCUCAGGCAGGCCACAGGGCUGUGUGCCCCAGGGUUUUAUUGCCUGCGGGGUGCAACGUCGCCAAUGCCCCUGGACGGUGUCACGGGUGACAAGUGCCCCCCAGGGUACCACUGUCCCCAAGGCACAGCUGUGCCGCAGCCCUGCCAGGAUGGGACUUUCUCCAACACUACAGGAAUCAACUUCAGGAACCCCGAUGGGAACAUCAGCACGGGCGUGGGGGGGCCCUGUCCUCAAGGGCACUUCUGCCCUGCUGGCACCAGCCUGCCCCUGCCCUGUCCGCUGGGGUCCUUCUCUGACAGGUCAGGCUGA